Trichomonas vaginalis G3 is the source of this 801-nucleotide messenger RNA. RefSeq names its product methyltransferase domain-containing protein. The transcript has a single exon. Bases 1 to 801 code for a protein of 266 amino acids. Lineage: Eukaryota; Parabasalia; Trichomonadida; Trichomonadidae. The record is from RefSeq and is a predicted model, not a curated record.
AUGCAAAGCAAAUUCGGCAUUCAGGCAUCUACCUUAGAUCUCGAAAAGAUCCCUGACCACGAUAUACCAGCACCAGCUCCAGAUGGUAGAAUCACAACAUUGAACCAAAUGGGCUACGCUACACAAGGAAUUCUUGGAAUCACAAAGAAAUUUGUUGACUACGCAGCCACAUGCAAGUACCCAGUUCUCGAUGGUGGAGCAGCUUAUGGUGCUGCAAGUAUUGCUGCCAUAAAAGCUGGAGCCACAGUAAUUGCAAAUGAAAUUGACCAAAAGCACCUGGAUAUCAUUGCCAAGAGUCCUCAAUUAACUAAAGAAGACAGAGAAAAGCUAUAUCUCCGUCUUGGCGUCAUUCCUUACGACUUUGAUUUCCCAGAAAAUUCAAUUGGUGCGAUUCAUAUGUCAAGAGUCUUCCAUUUCUUCCAUCCAAAGGAUGUAGAAGAGACAUUCAAGCGUGCAGCCAAGUGGCUUGUUCCUGGAGGAAGAUUUUUCAUUCUUACUGCCUCUCCAUUCCAUUUUGCAAACAGAGAUUUCUCUGAUACAUACAAUGCAAACUAUGCUAAGGGUGAAAAGUGGCCAGGAGAGAUCUUUGAUUUCAAAUUCCAUGCUGGAGGAAAUGAACCAGAAAAAACUACCGGAUCUUACCUUCACGUUAUGGAUCCAAGAGUUUUAUUCCGUGUUGCUUCUGAAAAUGGCUUCAUAGUCAAAGAAAUUGGUCUCCAAGAAGGAGAAUUCGAUGUCGAUUACACAGUCGCUAUUUUUAUUAACGGCAAAAACAAUUACAACCCAACACAUGCACAGUAA